AUGAGCUCCGGAAAACAUUUCAUUUGUAUUCCGCGGCGCACACAGCCUCACUCUCCUGUCUGGAUCUGCGACACCCCCCACGGCGAUCCAACGAUGCCUUUCGCCUCUUCUUUCUCUGCAAAGCUCUUCCACAAGGUGCGGAGGUGGGAGGUGCAGAGUGGCGAGGCGUCUUUAAAUUACCUCUGCUCGUAUAGCACGCUGAUUAAGAGAAGUCUGCCACUCAGCCGCCCGCCCUGCACCAACAGCCCCCAGGCCCAGUGGACCGCAGAGCUGUGCGACAUCACAGGGGACAUUAGUGUAGAGUCCGUGGUUCAGUCAGUUUUAGCCGGUGCUGCGCUCUUGCAACGUGCCACAGCCCACUGGUUGAAAAACACUGCCUCUGCCUCUCUGCCCCCCCCGGCCCCUCUGCCCCCCGGCCCCUCUGCCCCUCUGCCCCCCUGCCCCCCUGCCUCUCUGCCCCCCUGCCCCCCUGCCUCUCUGCCCCCCUGCCCCCCUGCCCCUCUGCCCCCCUGCCCCUCUGCCCCUCUGCCCCCCUGCCUCUCUGCCCCCCUGCCCCCCUGCCUCUCUGCCCCCCUGCCCCCCUGCCCCUCUGCCCCCCUGCCCCUCUGCCCCCCUGCCCCUCUGCCUCUCUGCCCUCCUGCCCCUUGUACAGCUCUUCCGCCUCCAUAG
This is a messenger RNA of Knipowitschia caucasica, 669 nucleotides long. Lineage: Eukaryota; Metazoa; Chordata; Actinopteri; Gobiiformes; Gobiidae. The record is from the annotation of a GenBank genome assembly.